Molecule: messenger RNA, 483 nt
Organism: Ilex paraguariensis (yerba mate)
Lineage: Eukaryota; Viridiplantae; Streptophyta; Magnoliopsida; Aquifoliales; Aquifoliaceae
Source: the annotation of a GenBank genome assembly
AUGAGGAAUGCCUGCCUGAGCGAUUGCAAAUAUGCAGGCUUUGGAUAUGCAUUGGAUGGUCUAGGACAGUGCUUCCCCAAAAGUACUCUCCUGAAUGGUUUUAGUAUGCCAAGUUCUAUCCAAAUCAUGCAUCUAAAAGUUCCAAGAGCCAUGGUGAUCUCUCAGGCGGAACAAAGGCUGGUAAAAACAAAUGACUUGAACUGCUCAAAUGCCGAAAUUGUACUCAAGAGAGACGGUGCUGAUGGAGAAAAUAACAACAUAAAUGACCCAUUUUCUAAUUGUUUUACACUUCAAUUGAGUCACAGCGUGCAUAGAGAGAGAACACACAGCGUCGAUGACACAGAGAGAGAACACACACAGAGAAAGAGGGGCAAACCUUUUCAGUUGAGCAAUGAUGAAGGCUUGAACGACGAGAACGACAAUGGUGGAGCAGUGAGCCCUCCUCUCCUCCUCGAGACUAGGCGAUCAGCGGCGGGUGAGUGA